Messenger RNA from Gossypium arboreum, 598 nucleotides. RefSeq lists its product as uncharacterized. The transcript has a single exon. The record is from RefSeq and is a predicted model, not a curated record. Bases 103 to 438 code for a protein of 111 amino acids. NCBI's taxonomy places the organism in Eukaryota, Viridiplantae, Streptophyta, Magnoliopsida, Malvales, Malvaceae.
GUAUCUUUAAUAACUUUAGGCCUUAAGGGACACUUUGAACUCAGCCAAACCUCCCUCCUCUUCACUGUGCCUAUUCCAAGCCUUUCAUUUUAUACCAAUUUCAUGGCAGCCACUACCUCAGCUACAAGUAGCUGCUCCGGAUUCUUCAACCUCCGAUCAAAUAAUGAUGAGCCGAGGGUGGUCCGAUCCUCAUCAUCCACUCAUUGCUCACCUGCGGGUGGGUGCGGGAAGCUAGAUGGUGUUGCUAUGUGGUUCAUCAAUGGUGUAGCGACCGCAUUCUUCGCGUCGCUACAACGAUGUUCUUGCAUCCGUAUUGCCACGGAGGAGGAAGACGAUGGCGAGGAAGCCAACGACGUACCGUUGAUCCAUAGUGAUGGGAAUUACGUGAGGCAUGAAGCUGGAACGAUCAGCCGGAGGAGGAGGAAGAUCAUCUCUUAAAAGUGUGGAAAUAUUUUGGUUUAUUACAUAAUAUGGUAAGUUAAAUAUGAUGGGGGGAUUUUCAUGGAUUUUGUAAAAGUUUUAAUGGGAAUUUUCACUUUUUGUUUGAAUCAGUGAUGAAUAUGACAUGAUCAAAAUAAGAAGAAAAAGUUCACUAAAA